Molecule: messenger RNA, 2842 nt
Organism: Lineus longissimus
Lineage: Eukaryota; Metazoa; Nemertea; Pilidiophora; Heteronemertea; Lineidae
Product: angiopoietin-related protein 7-like
Exons: 4
Coding region: 803-2443 (546 amino acids)
Source: RefSeq, a predicted model, not a curated record
GUAUCAGGCUCAGAUGUGAUUGGAUUCAAUCUGGAUUUAUCAAUAACAAUGAUGCUCAACCUCAUCUGAUUCUGGAAAUGUCUUGAGAUUCGGAUUGGAACAGGAUUCGUUAAUUAAGUGAUCUUUACAACGUGCUGGCUAUUUUCCUAUCAAGAAAAGAAAUACGUGUGGAUUAUACCGGUAUUCGUCGAAUUCUGAAGUGUCCUGACAUAACUUUUAAGCAACAAAAAAUUCGUUCACAUUGGUCGGGUUCUCCUCGACGAAUAUUUAAUAUCAGAUUUCGUAAACGUCCUCGCGUGGUAUAGGCGUUAAUGGAAUGUGCUGCCCCAAGUCUUCGGUCGUUUGAAAAACGAGCUGUGCUUCUGUCAAAGAUCGCCACUGUGCAAAUUUUGGCUGAGGACAUUAAACAAUCGCUUGUCCCCCAACGUCCAAGAACAUUAUAGGACAAUCGCGUGUUGAUACGCACAAAUCCUGCUGACCUUCCCGUAAUAAUUUGUGGUAAUCAUCGCGAAACCCCUCGACAUCACGUCCAGUUACACAUGUUUCGCGAAUUGACAAUGAAUUUCGAUUUGCAGAGAUUACUUUGGUACCGCCAGCGAGGCUACAGCAGUUGAGCGGCAGAGACGGACUGGAAAGCGGUGCAGGCGUUGAACUUUGUUGAAUUUGAAUGCAGUUCUUUUUGACUGAUGUUCCAAAUUACAGGUUGGGAUGACCGAUACGAACUGCAGGGUCUCUACUGCAUGGUGAAUAUUUCAACUUGAUGAUUUUUGCCAUCCGAUCUUGAUAGGAUACAGUCGACGGAAUGGCAAUUCGGGCCUUUCUUACUAUGGCUGUGAGUGUCUGCGUGGUGGCUACCACUGGACGGCAAGGGGACAACACGUGCGCAUACACAUUCCAAGUUUGGAAACCCGACCAAGACGUUAUUUGGAAACUGGACAGGUUGGAUUUAAAGCAAAGAAAUAUAAGUAUGCAUUUUAACACGGAGUUAUUACGGCUCCGCAAUGAUGUCCUUCACGAACUCUUGGCCUCUAAGAAUAUUUCUCACAGCAUUGAGAAACAGGUGAUGGAGCAGAAGUUAGAGAAUGUGAAACUUAGGAUGCAGCAGCAGGAACUGAAGAUGAGUAUGAUGAAUAUGAAGGACCGAAACGAUUUCAUGGGAGGGGGGUCAAGGGCGGGUGUGCCUCAGCAGCUUGGAGGAGACGGUCCGAUGCAGAAUGAAGGACAGAUAAAAACGGAGGUCGGGAGCUUACAGGCCGAGACUGCUCGGUUACAGAACGGUAUCGGGGACUUGAAGGCCGAAUGGCUACUUAUAAAACGUGAGAUACAAGAGUUACGGAAUGGUGGGAGAAAGACUUCAACCAACACAGGCAAUAUUGAGACGGAUAUCGAACAGUUAAAAACUAUGAUGCAAGAUGUCCAAGCUGAUACAUUACUCUUGAAAAAACAACAGAAUGACCUGAAGAAGGAGAACUCUCGCCUCAAUGCGAUGAUUCUACGGAUCGAAAACGCGAACAAUGAUUAUUUGCAGUUUCAGUCAAGAAUGCGGAAAUCGACGUCGAGAAUUCAGGAACAGCUCCACGAGAUGCGAUUUGAGAAUUCCGAUCUUCAACGCGAGUUGAACACCCUGAGAACGACCAAUAGAAAACUGAGAGGCCGCUUAGGAGAAGCUGCAAAUAACAUUACAGAUACCUACAGCAGUAAAGACGUCAGGAGUGUCUAUCCUGAUAUCAGCUCUGGCACACAGUCAGAUCGAGCUGCAUCACUGACGCUUCGCUCAACGGAUGCACCAAGAGAUUGUGACGAAAUCUACCAAAGAGGCUACAGCAUCAGCGGAGUUUACCAAAUACGACCAGACCGGUCACCACAACUUGACGAUGUCUACUGCGAGAUGUUCAACGGGUCGGGUUGGACGGUCCUCCAACGGAGAGUGGACGGCUUACAGAAGUUCAACAGGCGUUGGCUGGAGUACAAGUUCGGGUUUGGGAACAAUUACGGAGAGUUCUGGAUUGGCAAUGAGAAGCUCACGCACCUGACCAACCAGAAAAAGUAUGUCCUUCGUGUGGAUAUAUGGGACUGGGAGGGAAAGAGGUAUUACGCCGAAUACGACCACUUCUUGGUGGAGAGCGCAACAGAGAAGUAUCGAUUACAUGUGAGCAACUAUCACGGAGACGCCGGCGAUUCCCUGAGCUACCACAACGAUAUGGCGUUCAGUACGGGAGACAUGGACAACGAUCUCCACGCCAGAAAUUGUGCGAGGGAGAACCAGGGAGGUUGGUGGUACCACAGUUGCUACACGAGCAACCUCAACGGCGUUUACCAUACGAGUUGGUACUCGCACGGGGGACAAAAAUACGCGGACGGAAUCGUCUGGUAUACCCUGAAGGAAUCGGACUCUUAUUCGCUGAGAAAGGUCGAAAUGAAAAUCAAGCCGUAUCGGCGCUAGGUGAACGAAGAGCAAGGACACAUUGCGGUUUGUUUUGAUCACUCUGGGAUGACUCUCGUACUUGUGGAAAAGCGCCAAGGUAUAUUGUAGAAGAAUUCAAACUUAACUUUUUACUUUAAAUUUAGUAUCGCCUCGCUUGACAGGCAUGUACCUGCCAACAACAAGCAACCGUUGUAGAAGGGACAGUCAGUCCUCUUGUGAAAGUUUGGUUGGAACACAUAUUCCAUCGAAAGAUUUAAACAAGGUCAUUGGUUUCUUUAGCCAUGCGCUGGACAUCAAAAUCGGAGACAAAGUUUAGGGAGGACAACGAAUCUCGUCUCAUAGACGUCGUCAGUCACCGACCCCAGGCAGUACAACAUUCUCAUUUUGAAGGUUGUGCUAAGAGAGAGUAGAUGAUUG